GCCCUCCCUGCGAUUUCCUCUCACUUUCCCGUGAGCCAAAGCAAAACCAGUUUCAAAUUCCUCACUAAACAUUGGGACAUUCACGGUUUUCUGGGGCGCAGCCACGAUCCACAUUGGAAAACAGUCAAGUAUGCACAGGGCUGCUCACUCCUGAGCUCUAUUUAUGCAAAGCAGACGGGGUGGAUUGGGGGUAGGGGGGAGUCGUACUAAGGGGCCCAACACUCAGGAGGCCUUUGGCUGUAAAUCUGUGCAUCAGUUCUUCAGCUCAGCUGUUUUCUGUCACUGGAAGUUAAAUAUUUAUUUGUUCCUCGUCCAUCUUUGUCCUACCGCUGGAAUUACUCUGAACACUUCUUCAUUAUCAGCUUGUAUAACUGGGUUUGUAUCCUUCUCUGACUGAAAAGCCGAUUUAAACUAACCUUAUUUUCAGUGUGUGGAGUGGAAAUCUAACACGUCGCUCCUGAAAGCACUAUGAGCUCAUUGCAGUAUCAUGCUGUGGAAGGGGGGGGGAUGCAGGGGAGCUGAUCAGAGUUGAUGGAAAGACAGAUGGAGCUGCAGAAAACUUUGGCUAAGGGUUCAAACUUCCAUCUCAGUUAAAUAAGGAAAACAGGUAGUCCAGAUUUCCCUGAACUCCUCCGUCCUCCUCUAAUCCCAGUCUCAGUCAUCUCUGUCCCUCCUGCUUGUUUUUUGACUCUGGUUCCCCCGAACACAUCAGGACGCGGAGUUUGAAAAAAAAAAAAAUGUCCUGGACGCGUGCAACCCUCCUGGCUCUCCUCGCAGUGCUGCUUGCACUGAGCUUGUCUCCAGAGACGGCCGGAUCUGCAGCCGUGGACGGCAGCACGAGAAAUGCAAAAAGUCCAGCAGGUCAGCUGAGGAGGAUCUUCAUGAAAGAAGCCGAUGCCUCCAACUUCUUCAGGAAGCGCAGCAGGCGAGCUGUGAAAUCCCAGGACGAGAUCAGCGCGGAGCAGAGGCAAGUUUUGGCUGCAAACAAGCGAAAGAGGGAGUUUCACGAGGAGAAGAGGAACGAGUUCGAGAGCUACGCCGAGGAGGACAAUGACGAGCAAAGCGAGAGGACCAGAGAGAGCACCGAGCAGUGGAGGGAGUUCCACUACGACGGGAUGAAUCCUCCCCACGAGUUCAACCGUCACACCGCCUGAGACCGCCGAGAAGGAAGGCUCAAUAAA
Messenger RNA from Poeciliopsis prolifica (blackstripe livebearer), 1181 nucleotides. RefSeq names its product upper zone of growth plate and cartilage matrix associated b (gene ucmab). The transcript has 6 exons. The record is from RefSeq and is a predicted model, not a curated record. NCBI's taxonomy places the organism in Eukaryota, Metazoa, Chordata, Actinopteri, Cyprinodontiformes, Poeciliidae. Bases 738 to 1154 code for a protein of 138 amino acids. Gene Ontology annotation, biological process: embryonic skeletal system development; regulation of osteoblast differentiation. Gene Ontology annotation, cellular component: extracellular matrix.